AUGGCCGCGGUUGCGAGCGGUUACAAGAUACAGCAGCGGGUGGGAAGCACGAUACGGGGGACGAUACGCAAAAAAGACGCGUCCGCUGCUGGGAACGUGCAUCGGCCGUGGAGGGCAGCUGAGACGCCUCUGGCUGACUGUCAAGCCUCGAGUGGCGUCGCGGCGGGUGGCGCGUGGCUCGUUAGCGUCGUCGACAGCCAGCUGGCCAUCCUUGUCCCCGUCGACGCCAUCCGCCCCGGCCCCGGCGAGAGCCCUGAGGGUGUUCGCCUCAUCCAUCGCGCGUUCUGCACUCCGCCCCACGCCGCCGCCUACCGCUCGCCACGAUGA
Messenger RNA from Stereum hirsutum FP-91666 SS1, 327 nucleotides. RefSeq lists its product as uncharacterized. Lineage: Eukaryota; Fungi; Basidiomycota; Agaricomycetes; Russulales; Stereaceae. Bases 1 to 327 code for a protein of 108 amino acids. The record is from RefSeq and is a predicted model, not a curated record. The transcript is spliced from 2 exons.